This is a messenger RNA of Cydia pomonella (codling moth), 2005 nucleotides long. RefSeq lists its product as uncharacterized. The transcript has 16 exons. NCBI's taxonomy places the organism in Eukaryota, Metazoa, Arthropoda, Insecta, Lepidoptera, Tortricidae. The record is from RefSeq and is a predicted model, not a curated record. The coding region runs from base 49 to 1911 and encodes 620 amino acids.
UUCAUUUGUACAAAAUACCUAAGCAAGCACUACAUAUUGCUCAACAACAUGUUGUGGAAAACAUUUAUUGCCAUUACUGUGAUAGUAGCGGAUGUGUACGGCAGGGACGAGGAUAUGGCGAUGCCUACAUUAAUUGCUGAAAUAUGUAACGCCACUGACAGGAUAUCUCAAGUGAAGACUUCUUAUUCCACUUUUCUGUCAUGUGUGGGAGGCGAAUUCCUUUUGGACAACAAUGGCAUGGAAAUGUGCUCGAACACAAAGAAUUACAGCACUUGCAUAAACAAGCUCUACAAAAGUAUUUCUCCGUGCCCCGUAUUCAACGACAUCUUUCAUAAUGAUCAGCUUGGGGGUUUAAUGGUGGAAUUCAUGUGCGAAGACAGGAAUAAAAACUUUCCUGCUUUAGCCGACUAUUGGGAUUGCUUUUACAAUAAACCGACUAGACCGAAUUUGUCCUUAGUAGACAGUGAAUAUGCGAGAUGCACCUCACCGAUAAAACGUAAAACAAAGGUGUGUACCGCAGUAGAACAGAGAAGGAAAUGCCUUAUGAAGGUUUUGAAGAUGUGCAAUAUACCUUCCUCUGCGAUUGUAGUCGAGAAGCUAUUCAAGAAAAUACCAUGCAACGGACAUCCCAUUAUUUGCUCCAAAAUUUUUGCGAGGCAAUCUAUGAAGGACACGGAGGUGAGGUACCUCCUUAUUGCUAAAACCAAUAAACUAAGACAAGAAUUGGGUUUCUCGCAAAAUGCAUGUAUACGGAAUGAUACAGCAACACAGGUACAUUAUAAGUGUACAAGGACUCUUCGGAACAGGACUCAGUUGCCAUCUGUCUGCAGAAGUGAAUCACAGUCCGCUCAAUUGUGCUUCACAAUGAUUUGGAUACUUUCUUUACUUGUAGCUCUUAUUCCUGUUUUAACUGUCGAGGCUUGGGGGAAGUACAAUACCCUUGAACAGAAGCAAAUAACUGAGUAUAUAACCAAACUCUGUACGAAGAGUGGCGCUGAAGAUAAAGUUCCGCAAGUUCUGGAUGCAAUCGAAAACUUCGAGAAAUGCUCCGUGAGCCUGUUCAAGGACGAAGUCCUGUUGGAGGAGGUUGCGACUGCCAUCCGCAACAAUGACCUCAAUGGAGUUUUCAAAAAGUACUGCGCGCGCACUGGGCGCUUGGCGGCGUGCACUUACUCACUGAUCGACAGCGUAGGGCUGUGCGUAGGUGGUGCCGACCUACCCGCCGCUCACAACUUCGUCGACCAGCUGCUCGGCUUCGUCUGCCACAACGACGGCGAGAGGAUCGGAUUGUUCAUUCAAGAAGGCGGUCCCCAGUGCUUCCAACAGAACGUGGGCGCCCUCAACGGCUGCGCCGCGAAAGUGUUGAGCGAGAUCGACGGCGUGCAACCGAUUAAAGAACGCUGCACGAAGUUCGACGAGCUAUCGAAAUGCUUGGUGGAGACCGUGAGCACGUGCUCGCCCGCCGCGCCGGGCGACAUGAUGCGCGCGCUGCUUGCCCACGUGCGGCAGGCCACGCCCUGCGCCGGCGACGAUGAUACCUUCCGCACCUACAUGCGGUGGCUGCAGGACCGCAAGGACAACCCCGACCAGCAUUCUGAAGAAGUGACGAUGACCGGUGUGAUAGCGUGCAUGCCGAUCGAGUACCACAAGCUUAUUUCUGCUGUCACUGAUGUCAUGGACGACCUCAUAGACUUCGUUUGCUACAAGGACGGCGAGAGGAUUGCUUUCCUGAAGAGCGUAGCAAGCUUCGAAAUAGCGAUGACAUUCUCUUCUCAGGACAAGUGCAAUAAGUUUGACGAGCUGUCUACGUGCGUGAUAACUGAGAUCCAGGGCUGCAAGAACCAGGCCGCCACAAACAUGACCGAGUCGCUUUUCAGAUUUGCCAAGGACGAGUUGGCCUGCGAAAACUGAAUAUGAAAAAGGAAACAACCCGAUGGGCUGUGAUAUGAAGAAAUUAUAAAGUGUAAUAUACAUUUUAUAUUAUUAAAUAAUUAUGCAAUCUUAA